Molecule: messenger RNA, 1218 nt
Organism: Exophiala spinifera
Lineage: Eukaryota; Fungi; Ascomycota; Eurotiomycetes; Chaetothyriales; Herpotrichiellaceae
Exons: 3
Coding region: 1-1218 (405 amino acids)
Source: RefSeq, a predicted model, not a curated record
AUGCCCGACCAUCUGCCACACAUCAUGAAACCGUCCUUCAGAUGGCACUGGAGGUCGUGGGAAGACAUCAAGGCCGCUUCGACCUUCACACUCACCAACUACACGAACUUCAUCCUCCUCAUCAUAUUCGUCGCCCUUGCACUGAGGCAGAUAAGGUCACAGCAGGCGGCCAUCAAGAAAUCUAGCCAUGAGAAGCGCUUUCUCAAGGCCGACGACUUUCCCCCAGUAGAAGAACAACAAGACUUUGACUGGAAGACCACCAAGCCCCUCCAAUACCGACCUUUCAAGCCGAAAUACCACUUGACAAUGGCUCUCGAAAAACUCAAUCCGACCGAGCUUCUGGUCAUGGAUGACACGUACGCCGACCGCAUGGCCUACCGGCGGCGCAUCAUCGCCGAGAACGGCAAACACGUCGUCAACGUCAACGACGACGCACGCAUCCGGCCCGCGGUGGUCGAGCUGUACGUGUUCCUAAUGGGCACGUAUCUCCCGCUACGCUUCCCACAGGUCUUCAAGCUGCACGAGACGGAGUACGAGCAGGGCAAGACGUACAUGCUCGAGAACACGGUCACGGGCUCCUUGUUUCCGGCCAAACCAUCCGCGACUACGUCCACGACAAGCUUACUCGAGAUCCUCGGCCGAACAGUCGACGAGGACUUCCUCUUCCUCGUACCGGAACAAGGCGGCGGCGACGACGACCCGAAGUACGUCUUCGAAGCGUAUGUCCUUGUGUGCCCGUCCGGCUUCGACCCGACGGAGAAGAUCGGCAAGCGGCUUGCCGCCAUCCACACCCCGGUGCCCGGCUACAGCUCCAAGCUGGAAGCCAGCAUGGACCGAUUCUUCUCCAAGAUCGAGGUCGGCCAGUACGUUCGUCGCGUCAACUGGGCCAUCACGACGAACACGGACCUGUACUCCCCGGGCCAUGGGACAAACCACGCUCACGAGGGCGACGAAAUCGAAGAACUGGACGAAGUUGAUAUCGACAAGACGUUUAUGAGGUGUGAGCGACAGACCCUGCACCGCCUUCCGAAAUCCAAGGCCCUGGUGUUUGCGUUCCACACCUACCUCUACCCCAUCGAGCAGAUCAAAAAAGAAGGUGGAGGAGAAGACCUCGCCAAUGCCAUUGACGGGUUGAAGAUGGGCAACGUUCCGGCAAUGCAUUUCUACAAACGAGGCGCCGUCUGGGGUGAGGCUGUCAAGAGAUAUCUCCGAAGCUAA